Messenger RNA from Ceratina calcarata, 3180 nucleotides. It is a transcript of the gene Ero1L, whose product is annotated as endoplasmic reticulum oxidoreductin-1-like protein. Gene Ontology annotation, molecular function: protein-disulfide reductase activity; FAD binding; thiol oxidase activity. Bases 557 to 1978 code for a protein of 473 amino acids. Gene Ontology annotation, biological process: protein folding in endoplasmic reticulum. Lineage: Eukaryota; Metazoa; Arthropoda; Insecta; Hymenoptera; Apidae. Gene Ontology annotation, cellular component: endoplasmic reticulum membrane; endoplasmic reticulum. The record is from RefSeq and is a predicted model, not a curated record. The transcript is spliced from 8 exons.
AUAUAUAAAUAUUUGUUACUCGCUUAUCAUUGUUCGCUGACAUUAUUUUCAAAGUAUCGUAUAACAGUUCAUAGAGCUAAUAUUUGUCACAGCGAACGUAUCGUAGUAAUAAUAAGCUGACAGGAGAAAUAUGUUUGGAUAACGUGAUAGUUGUCACGUCGUACGCUGUAAAGAUUACUGAAGCCGCGGGCCCGCGUUGAGACGUGGAGAGAGAGCGGCCUACCAGCUGUUCCUGUUACUGAUAUACCGUAAUAAUUCCAACUUUACACACCCGAUGAAAUAAACGCAAUGUUUGUGUAAGCGUAAAUGCACUUGUGCAUAUUUACUUGAUGGAAUAUUAAUCAAUAAAAACGAUGCGACGAGUAUGUCAAUGAGGUUUACGUUCGGCAGCAAGAUUUACGUUUCUGGUGGCACGUAGUCUGGUGUCUGGUCAAUGUCGUUAAAAGUGGGAAGCGCAUGCUGUCGCAGUGACGCGCGGUAAUCAUUUUUAGUAUCAGGUUGAGAACGUGAUUAAAAGGGGUUUUGAAGGAGGUGUACGCGGCAGUGAAUCGUAACAAUGAGGAUGAGCGAGCCCAGUGGAAAUAUGUUUAGAAUAGUGUUACUACUUACGGUGCUUAUACCUUCUAUCGUGGAUUCCAAUUAUUUCGGGACGAACGACAAAAAGAACGAUCAAUGCUUCUGCAAGCUGAAAGGGUCGAUCGAUGACUGCAGCUGCAGCGUGGAUACUGUGGAUUAUUUUAAUAACGUAAAGAUUUAUCCGAGACUUCAGAGUCUUCUAGUCAGAGAUUACUUUCGCUUUUAUAAAGUAAAUCUAAAACAAGAAUGUCCGUUUUGGAGCGAUGACAGUAAAUGUGCAAUGAGAUACUGUCACGUGCAACCUUGCCAAGACGAAGAUAUACCAGAGGGUUUAAAAGGAGAUGUAUUAAGGAAUUUUCAUUUUAAUGAAAGUCCUAUAGAUAAAUACAAGCCUGAAGCACAGUUCAGUGAUUGUCUAUAUAGUGCUAAAGAUCACAACAGAGAACUCGGCUAUUUAAACACGACAAUUAGUUUAGAGAAAUACAAAGACUUUGAACUAUGGCAACAGUAUGACGACGCUCAAGAUAACUUUUGUGUGAAAGAAUCUAGUCCUGGAGAAUAUGUGAACCUACUGUUGAACCCUGAGAGGUAUACAGGAUACAAAGGACCCAGUGCGCAUAGAAUAUGGAGAAGCAUUUAUAUGGAGAAUUGUUUUAGACCCGAGAAUUCGCCACACAACUUUAUUCAGUCUUCGAAAAUAAAUGGAAUGUGCUUAGAAAAACGAGUUUUUUACCGUGUCAUAUCGGGCCUUCACGCCAGCAUCAAUAUACACUUGUGCGCAAAAUAUUUGACAUCGUCGAAAGACACUUUGGGAAUAGUUCCUGGCGGUGGUCAGUGGGGCCCUAAUUUAAAAGAGUUCAGGAGAAGAUUUUCACCGGAGGAAACUGGAGGCGAAGGACCAAACUGGUUGAAAAAUUUGUACUUUAUCUAUCUACUCGAGUUGAGAGCUUUAGAGAAGGCUGCACCAUAUUUGGAGAGGGAGGAAUAUUAUACUGGGAAUAAAGUACAAGACGCGGACACUCGUGUGGCGAUUAACGAUGUCUUAAACGUCGUUAGAUCGUUCCCCGAGCACUUCAACGAGAGUGUCAUGUUUACUGGCGGGGCUGAAGCGCAGUUGUUGAAAGAAGAAUUUAAGCAACACUUUAGGAAUAUAUCUAGAAUUAUGGAUUGCGUAGGAUGCGACAAGUGCAAACUGUGGGGUAAACUGCAAAUACAUGGUUUGGGCACAGCGCUGAAAAUUUUGUUCUCUGGGAAAUUCGAUAGAUGGGAACCGACGUUGAUUCAUUUCAGUAGAAAGAAGUUCUACUUGGAAAGAAGCGAGAUUGUAGCACUCAUAAAUGCUUUUGGAAGACUGUCUGAGAGUAUCUUUGAGCUGGACAAAUUCAGACAAAUGAUGAGAUAGCAAUACCACGACUCGAGUUACUGCAGUAAAAUACAUCACACAAAUUAAGUUAUACAUUUUUUAAUUAUAUAGUAGAUUUAUAUAGCGACUCAUUUGUACAUCGGAUAGAAAGUACUUUUACAUUUUAUACGGUAUAAAGUCGCAGUAAAAAUAUUUCCUCUUUAUUUUUCAUUUGCGGCGAGAACUAACUCAUUGUCAUUAAGAAACGAGUUAUAUUUCACGCUGUCCAAAUUGCAAGGAGUUAUGUUGAAAUUUUAUUGCGAUUUUACUGAUAACUCUUCGACUCUAUCUGUGAUAAAUAUUUUCUCUGUAGAAACGAUUCUUCUACCUAUUUUGUGCGAUGCAAUACUUCAGUUUAGAGACAGCUUAGAUGUAUCGAUUUGUUGAAUUUUUAAAAUAUUUACAUUUUAUUUGAUGCUACGAGAAUUAGAACUCGCCUCUCCUCGAGUUUACACUAGUUUCAACAAAUAUUAUCAGUAUUGUACAGUCUUCUAUAUACAUGAAAUAAAACAACGAUUAGCAGUCCUUUUUCUUUCAAGGGAAACUCGAUUUUAAUACGUUACGUUUGAGGGAACGUACGUUAUAAAAAUCGUCCAAGAUAGACCAAUUUUGUAUAACGAUGUACAUUUUUUGAAAAAUCUUAUAUUCCAUGUUUUUAUAUUGUUGCGCGUAUAACGAAGACGAUAUAAAUUUUAAUAUUAUUUUCCGAUAAAUUUACAUACAACAUACCAGUGUACCAUACUUCGAUAUCUAAUAAUUAUUUACCAAACGUUCAACGUUACUGUAUAUACACGUAUUAUUAGUAUAAUUUAUUGUCAGUGAAAAUCAUGCCGUUUGUAAUUUAUAAAAUGUAUAACAAUGUUCAGUUUACUUCUUAAAGUAGAUGAUUUCCAGCGUGCUAGUAAAUUUACGAGAUUUAACUAGAUGAAUCAAUUCGCCCCUACAUUUUUUCUGGUAAAGUGAUUCAUCUGGAUAAAUCAAGACUCAACUCUAAUUAUACGAAUUUGAACACAGCGUGAAGAAAUUGAUAUUUUAUAUACGAGCUCACGUGUAAUAGUGCACCGAUUUCUUUGGAAUGCAUAAUACAUAGCAGGUUCAUCAUGUAAUCCAUUUAUUUCUAAAAAGAAACAAAAAAAAAAAAAUACUGUAUGAUACGAUUGUAAAAGGUAAUGGGUUUUGAAUAAAACGAAAUUGCAAUGUUA